AUGGAGGUAAAUCUCAAAAUAAGCAAAGAUGAAGGCAAGUUAUUGGCUGAUGCUGGUAUGUACAGAAGAUUGAUAGGGAGGCUGCUAUUUCUUACUAUUUUUAGGCCUGAUAAAACCUACUCAGUACAUAGGUUCAGCCAGUUUAUGUCUAAGCCUAGAGAGUCUCAUCUUAGGGCAGCUUAUAGAGUAAUUCAAUAUCUUAAAGGCACUUCAGGACAAGGCUUGUUCUUUUCAACUCAAUCCUCCUUACAUAUCAAAGCAUUUGCAGAUGCAGAGUGGGCUGCAUGCAUUGAUUCUAGGAGGUCCAUCACAGGUUACUGUAUAUUUCUCGUUGAUUCUCUCAUCUCUUGGAAGUCUAAGAAGCAAAAUACAGUUUCAAGGUCCACGACAGAAGUAGAGUACAGAGCAAUGGCUGUUGCAGUGUGUGAAGUGACAUGGAUUUUGUACAAAACAUAUUGA
Messenger RNA from Quercus lobata, 459 nucleotides. RefSeq lists its product as uncharacterized. The transcript has a single exon. The coding region runs from base 1 to 459 and encodes 152 amino acids. The record is from RefSeq and is a predicted model, not a curated record. NCBI's taxonomy places the organism in Eukaryota, Viridiplantae, Streptophyta, Magnoliopsida, Fagales, Fagaceae.